ACUCCAGUCCAGGGUAUAUAAGUAUGUAUGACAAGAAGACGAUACUUUUCAACCAGCGUAGACCUGCACACAGACACGUACAGAAGCAACCAGCAGUCCAAACGCUAAAUCCAGGUUUUUAUCCAAACUUUUUUUCUACUUAGAGUAGACCGGAGACAAAAUAAGAGCUUGAUGGGAAUCGGCAAGAAACAGAGCACCCGACUGCACAUACAGUAGUUAUUUCUGUCGCUGUGAUUAGUCGCUGGAACAUAUCUCCGCUUGUGUGACGCCUGACCUUUGACCCCUGAAGUCCAGCAUUGAGAAGCGGCUUGAUGGUACAAACUUAACAGACAGACCUGAGAAUCAGGAUGUUUGAGAUGCCUACUUUCCCCCGAAUGACCUUCCUGUUGCUUUGCAUUCUGGGUAUGACCUUGGUGACAUCUGGCUUCCCGCAGUCUCGACUACGUCUCAGAAGUCCUGAUGAUUCAGAGGAACCUACACCAGAUGACUGGGAUGUCCUGUUCCCCUCCAUCUCGCUCCGUGAUUGGAGCGUUCAAAUGAUGUCAUCGCCCAGCCUCGGAGCAGCAGCCAACAGCAAGGCAGGACUGAUGAGGGGGGCGUGGCUGUUUGCCCCCGAGAGGCCAGAGGCCAGCGUGGAGAGGGCGUGGCCUGCCGAGUGGUCGCCUCAGGGAGCCGGCAUGGUGAAGAGGAACAUGGUGGUGGCUGAUGACUCUGCCUUCAGAGAGAAGAGUAAACUCCUCACCUCCAUGGAGAGACAGAAGUGGCUCAACUCCUACAUGCAGAAACUACUCGUGGUUAAUUCGUAAUAAUUUAUUCUUUUUAAAGCCCUUUAUUCAAAUCAAACCACCUCUGCACCCUGACCUAGCAGAAAAUGUUUUUUAAGUUAUACCCUAAGUCUUAUUAUUGCUCAGUCAUUGACUUAUGAGACAAGAUUAUACUGUAGACAUCAAAGGACAUUAGUGCUCAUCUCUAGCAUGUUAAUACUCAUAUUCCUGUUUUGCAGAACUUUCACAAUUUUAUGGUGCUGGAAAAAAUAUUUGGUGUUAUACUAUGUAAUAAAAUGUUUUCAAUGACCGUAGCUUGUGUUUGACUUAACCCUCCUGUUGUCCUCGGGUCAAAUUAACUGUUAUAUCAGUGUUCUUUUUAAUUCCCCAAAACAACAGGAUUGAUUCCACACAACACUCUUUGGCAAGUACAAAUCUCUUUCAUUAAUUUUGGGGGCGUCUUAUUCAAUUUUAUAGCAUUUGGAAAAACAAAUUGAAGUGGUUUUGAAACAGUAUUGAGUAAAAGUUGACUUCUUCCUGUCUGUGAUUAUCCAAGGUACUUUCCUUUUAGUUUUGGUCAAAUAAUUCCUGAUUUCUGCUUUUCUAACUCAAACAUUAGGUAUAAUUUCCUAUAAAAAAAUAGGUUUAUUGGCCAUAAAUUCCACAAAUAACUGUAAAACUAAAGUUAAGUUAGUGUUACGUAGUGUUAAAAGUCAAAAGUGACAAACAUUGAAAAAGAAAAAGUUAACAUCAAUAAAAAGUGUCAACUAAAGUGUUGACGGGAGGAUAACAAUGACUGCUGGAUUUAAAAGUAUCGCUAUUCUGAACAAAUUCUUUACACACUCAAAGUCCAGUCAAAAGGAGGAUGUCAGUGUUGGUAUUUGGUUAUGUAAAUGGAUGGAAAGGUCAAUUGACACAUUUUAGAGCAAAGUUUAGCUUUUAAAGAAACGUACAAAACGUUAAAUUAUAACCGAUUGGAAGAUUUGACGCUUGUUUUCUUUCUUUCUGAGCGUGAGAUGACAAGGUUGCUGUAUGGAUUAAACGAGAUCCAUGUUACUACGUGAGAUUUUGUGUAGGUUUUGUUCACUUUGGAGCAAACCCCACUAGCUGUUUCCCCUGAUUUCAGUCUUUAUGCUAAGCUAGGCUAACCAUGUCCCGACACCCACUUCAUCCUUGAUGCACAAAUGUAUUUCCCAAAAUGUACAAUCCAGUUCUCAAAACACUCAUAUUAUGAGGACACGGGAACUCAAUUCCUUAUCUUAUCAACCUACACUGGUUUUGACUGCUUUUAACUUCAGUUGAAUUCAUUGCAAGUUAUUUUGUGAAUGGGAUAAAUGUCUAAAAUGUGCUUUUAAAUUUGCAUGUAAACAUUGACAGCUCGCAUUAGGAAUUACAUAUCUGCAUCAUGUUGUUUUUUUUCUGAUG
Molecule: messenger RNA, 2189 nt
Organism: Etheostoma spectabile (orangethroat darter)
Lineage: Eukaryota; Metazoa; Chordata; Actinopteri; Perciformes; Percidae
Gene: pth2
Product: parathyroid hormone 2
Exons: 4
Coding region: 348-806 (152 amino acids)
Biological process (GO): neuropeptide signaling pathway
Cellular component (GO): extracellular region
Source: RefSeq, a predicted model, not a curated record